AUAAUCAAGUAAAUAUAAUUCCUUAAUUUACCUUUGAAAAGAAAUCCAAUCAUUGCUCUCUGCUGUCUUUACCGAUGACAUCUUUACCGUAUCUUCUCUAAAGGGAGGGGUGAGUGGGGGACUGAACCGUUGGUUACAAUUCGCAACCUCACUGCUAGAUGGCACUCAAAUUUACACACUGCACCUUUAAUUCUUAUCACCCAAACCACCUAUGGCUUAAAUUUGUGACCGCAAGGAUUAACAAGAACAAUGCUCACUCAUUUUACAAGAUAAUUUUAAAGAGUAGAUAGCUCAAUGUCUCCGCCCACCUUUAAAGUAUAUUUAUACAGUGUUUUGUCAGCGAGAGCUCACUGAUUGUCUUCAUGAUGACCAUCAUCUCUCUGCUCCUGCUGGCCUCUCUGCUGCCACACCUGAUCUUCACUGCUCAUGUAAAUGUGGGUAUAGUGGAUGGCAAGCCUGCCACCUACAGACCUUACAUGGUUUCGAUUCAAUUGAACAAGCGACACAUAUGUGGUGGAUUCCUCAUUUCUGAUCAGUGGGUCUUGACUGCUGCACAUUGCUGGGACAGGAAAAGCUUGUGUCAGAGUUUGAUGAUUGUGGUUGGUGUGCUUGACUUAAGCAAGAGUAACAAUUUGGACCGCAUCAGAGUGAAGCAUUGCUUCAAACAUCAACAAUCCACCACCAUACCUUAUCGGAAUGACAUCAUGCUUUUGAUGCUACAUGCAAAGAUAAAUCCAAACAAACAUAAUUUAAAAUGGAUAAACUUACCAAAUGAAGGAGAUGAUGGUACAGCAAAUCGUUUCUGUAGUGUCAUGGGCUGGGGAAGACUGAAGCCUAAUGGUAAUCCGAGUGCUCUACUAAUGGAGACAAAUGCAUUUAUAGAAAAUCGGCAAAAGUGUGAAGGUAUAUGGAAAUUUGAGUACAUUGACUCACAGAUGAUCUGUGUGUCUGGCAAAGGUGGAUCCUGCGAAUAUGAUUCAGGAGGUCCUCUGGUUUGUGGAAACACUGCAGUUGGUAUCACAUCUUUUGGUGACCGUGAUCUCUGUAAUGCAAAUCUGAAACCUAAUGUGUAUACCAAGAUUUCAGCUUUUCUUCCAUGGAUCAAACAAACCAUAAGAAAAGUUAAGUGACUUCAUGAAAAAAAAAAAAAAAGGGAAGAAAUGUUUUCUUGAAUUCUCCCAUAAACCUUCUUCCAAUAAAAGUAUCACAUGGCAAGCAUCAAUCAGUUGUAUAGUGUC
Messenger RNA from Carassius carassius (crucian carp), 1238 nucleotides. RefSeq names its product mast cell protease 3-like. Gene Ontology annotation, biological process: proteolysis. The transcript is spliced from 5 exons. The record is from RefSeq and is a predicted model, not a curated record. Lineage: Eukaryota; Metazoa; Chordata; Actinopteri; Cypriniformes; Cyprinidae. Bases 363 to 1130 code for a protein of 255 amino acids. Gene Ontology annotation, molecular function: serine-type endopeptidase activity.